AUGUCGGAUAGUGCAAAUGAAACGCUGAAGAACUGCGAUAUAUGCGAUGCUUGGAGCCACUAUCGAUGCGCCGGUGUCACAGAGGAGGUUAAGAAUGUACCCUGGCACUGCAAUAAAUGCAGUAACCUGCUGAACAUCCCGAAGAUCAGGAAGCCUGUUAAACGAAACGUUUCCAAACGAACGGGCAGCGCAAAAGGCGAUGUCGCAUCGGAUUCCGGAAAAUUGCCUGAAGGUCGACUAUCCCUGCAAGAGUCGAUAAAUCUUCUGGAGCAUGAAUCGGCUGUGAUCGAGCAGCAAUUAUUGGAGGAGAAGAUACUACAUGAUAAACGCUUAGAGCUAGAACGUGCCAUCAACGAAAAAAGGCGCGCUCUGCAGCAGAAGCAACAGGAAGAUAAACUUCACCAGGAGAAACAACAGCUGGAACAACAAUUAGCUGACCACAAAGAGUUUUUGAUCCGCCAGAAAGAAAUGCGGGAUCAAUUUCGAAAAAUGAAAGCAGAUUUAAACCAGGAGUUCGAAGAGGAAAGUGAAGAGGACUCGUUUGGUCCAGAAGCUGGAUCCGACAAAACAAAGCGUUGGGUGGAGAUGCAAGAAGAUCUCCGCGGCGCUUAUCCCAAGAAAACCACAGGAACGGAUAGCUUAUCCACCUCUGUGCGUAAGUUGUGCAACGAACCGAAUCGGGUCAAAGAACUAGAACCGGAGAAGCACGUAAGUUUAACACAACAACAAAAAUUAGAAGUGUUAGGAGAAGCGAUGAAAAGCGAUGCCCGAGGAAAUUGGGAACCGCAGGAAAAGGUUGAAUCGGAGUGUCGUGUAAAGCGUCUUUUGGAACAGUGUUUAGAAGAAACAGGAAGCCAAGGAGCUAACGAACCGACAGAAGAAUCGGAUUUGAACAAUUUGGAGCAAGCAUUGAUGCGGAGUUUAUUGGAGCGUAGGCAACGGAAAGAGCUGGAGACACAAACUCGCAGUUUUAAUACUGGACCUACGAAAGAGCAGUUAGCGGCCCGCCAAGCUGGUUCAAAACAUCUCCCUACAUUUCGAGGGGAGCCAGAAAUCUGGCCCCAAUUUAUCAGCUGCUUUGAAUAUACUACAGCGGCUUGUGGGUUUACAAAUGUGGACAACUUGAAGAGACUCCAAGAUAGUCUGCAAGGUUUGGCGAAAGAAGCAGUUCAGAGCAGGUUGCUCAUGCCUGCGUCGGUACCGGAAGUGAUUGAGGAUCUGCGACAACUCUUUGGGAAUCCGGAAAAGCUGUUAAAGUCGCUUGUGACCAAGGUGCGGAAGGUGCCAGCACCUCGAGUAGACAAACUGGAAAGUUUUCUAUAUUUUGGAAUUACUGUCAAACAGUUGUGUGACCAUUUGGUGGCGGCCAAGCUGCAGGACCAUCUAAGCAAUCCCAUGCUUGUAUCGGAACUAGUAAACAAGCUGCCGUCCGAGUAUCAGCUAGAAUGGAUUCGCUUCAAGAGAGGAAAAAAUGGUCUUCCUCUUUGUAUGUUUGCGGAUUUCAUGAAUGGAAUCGUGUCGGAGGUUGCUGAGUUAGCUGACUUCAAAGGAGAGCAGAAGAAUGUUCUGGAUGAAGGAAGAAACAAGUACCGAAGGAAAGAGCGUGUGAAUACACACGAUACAAGAGUAUUUCCGGCUACCCAGAAUACGAUGCCUGCGAGAUCCAGAAGACCCUGCCCGAUGUGCAAUCGUACAGACCACAAAUUGAGGUUCUGUGACGAUUUCGCAUCAAUCUCGUUGGUCGAUCGCCGAAAAUUGGUGGACAGGCUUAAGUUGUGCAACCUUUGCUUAAGUGACCAUGGGAAAAUUAAGUGUACCUUCAAGGUCCGGUGCGAGAUUCGAAGCUGCAGAGGAGCUCACCACACCCUGUUGCAUUGCAAUGAAGAAGCCGUCAACAUCACCGUAGCUGAGUGCAAUCCACACCAUCAGAGAGAUCGGCAAGUAAUCUUUCGAAUGAUACCGAUUACUUUGUACCAUGGAGGAAAUACUGUCGAAACGUUGGCGUUCUUGGACGAGGGAGCUUCAACAACACUUGUUGAGAGCUCGUUAGCUGAUUCGUUGGGCGUCAAGGGAAUCCCAGAGCCCCUUGUAAUCGUGUGGACAGGAAAUGUCAAGCGAAACGAAGAUACUUCACGGAAAAUCGACCUACUGAUAUCUUCGAUAGAUUCUCGACGCAAGUUCAUGCUGUCAUCUGCCCAUACCGUGGGAGAAUUGAAGCUGCCGCUGCAGAAGACGUGUUACGGAAACAUCGUCAAAAAGUAUCGACACUUGAGUGGAGUUCCUUUGUCGAGCACCAAGAUGGAGGUUCCCAGAGUUCUCAUCGGACUUGACAACCUACACUUAUUCGCCCCUCUGGAGUCCAUAGUUGGUGCCCCGGGAGAACCAAUCGCCGUGCGCUCAACGCUGGGAUGGGCUAUUUACGGUCCCGAUUUGAGAUCGGAACAAUCACAUCGCUACGUAAAUCAUCACAUGGUUCAAAGUUUAAAUAAUCGGGAACUUCACGAUCUGAUGACGGCGCAGUACGCUCAGGAAGAUUUGCCUUCAGCACAUGUACAGUCUAUCGAAUCGGAUGAAAUUCGCAGAGCCCGGAACAUCCUGGAAUCGACAACCAUCCGGGUAGGCGACCGCUUCGAAACGGGGCUUAUCUGGAAACAGGAACCCGCGUUUCCUGAUAGUUAUCCGAUGGCGUUAAAUAGGCUGAGAAGCCUUGAUCGAAGACUCAACCGAGAGCCACACCUGCAACAAAAUGUCAACCAACAAAUUGAAUAUUACCUGACCAAAGGCUACUGCCAUAAGGCCACGAAAGAAGAACUUUUGAACACCAAUCCGUCUUCAGUAUGGUAUCUUCCGCUAAAUGUAGUACUGAAUCCGAAGAAACCACAUAAAGUGCGCCUGGUGUGGGAUGCGGCAGCUAAAGCACAUGGUGUUUCCCUUAAUUCCUUUCUCCUUAAAGGCCCCGAUCUACUGGCAUCACUUCCGGCAGUCAUCAGCAAGUUUCGAGAGCGACGAGUAGCCGUGGGAGGUGACAUCAAAGAGAUGUACCAUCAGCUCAGGAUCAGAGAUGCAGACCAGCAGGCGCAACCCAAGUAA
Messenger RNA from Uranotaenia lowii, 3090 nucleotides. RefSeq lists its product as uncharacterized. The transcript has 2 exons. The coding region runs from base 1 to 3090 and encodes 1029 amino acids. The record is from RefSeq and is a predicted model, not a curated record. NCBI's taxonomy places the organism in Eukaryota, Metazoa, Arthropoda, Insecta, Diptera, Culicidae.